ACCUGCCUCCAGCUGAGCUCAGAGCCUGUGGCUUCCUCGCGCUCUCGGCCCUCCUGCCCUUCGCCCGCGAUGGCAGGUCGAGGUGGAGCCGCUCGACCGAACGGACCCGCUGCUGGAAACAAAAUCUGCCAGUUUAAGCUUGUUCUCUUGGGCGAGUCGGCCGUGGGGAAGUCCAGCCUGGUCCUGCGCUUCGUGAAGGGACAGUUCCACGAGUACCAGGAGAGCACGAUUGGAGCUGCUUUCCUAACGCAGACCGUCUGCCUGGACGACACGACGGUGAAGUUUGAAAUCUGGGACACGGCGGGCCAGGAGCGGUACCACAGCCUGGCGCCCAUGUACUACAGAGGCGCCCAGGCUGCCAUCGUGGUCUACGACAUCACCAACACCGACACGUUUGUACGAGCCAAGAACUGGGUGAAAGAGUUGCAGAGACAGGCCAGCCCCAAUAUUGUAAUUGCACUAGCAGGCAACAAGGCAGAUCUUGCUACCAAGAGAGCUGUGGACUUUCAGGAUGCACAAACAUAUGCAGAUGACAACAGCUUGCUGUUCAUGGAGACAUCAGCAAAGACAGCAAUGAAUGUGAACGAAAUCUUCAUGGCAAUAGCCAAGAAACUGCCAAAAAAUGAACCCCAGAAUGCUCCUGGUGGCCCAGGUAGGAAUCGGGUGGUUGACCUUCAAGAAAGCAGUCAGCCCAGUAGGAGCCAGUGCUGCAGCAAUUGAGCAACCGUUCCCAGCUGGCCGAAGCCCUUUGGAAUGACGUGACUGGAAUCCACUCUAACCAAUCGCACUUACAGUAGAGCAGCUGCUGCCGGUGGCUGCUGUGAUUUCUCCAUCCCUUUCUGAUCAUAGGCUGGAGGGAGCUCUUCCACCUGCACCUUUCUGUACAAAUACUAAUUCAAUUCUAAGUCUUAAGUCACUUUUUUAAUAUAUGAACUUCUGCUCUUCCCUCUUCCUGGUGGUGGUGGAUGCAUGAGCUGGGCGGCAGCACCCGCUCCCACAGUACUGUAGUUCACUAUUGGAAACAAAGGGAGAUUGAGACUAGACAGAACCUUGUUUCAAAUUAUCCACAUGUAAAGCUAAGGCUCAUACCAGUACAAUAUGCCUAGGAAAACCACUAAACUGUAGCAUUAUAGUGACAAACUUUGGCUUUUAGCCACUUAUUGACCAAAUCGAUUAUGAGUAUUUUGGGGUGGGGCAGAGGGAAGCAAAACUGGUUUCUUCUGUAUUUUGUAUUGUAUGUUUCUUCAUGUAACCGAUCAGUAUCUUGUCAAUAUAGUACAUACAACUAGCUGCCUAUUGUCUUUCUUUGUGUUGGACUCUAGCAUGCCAACGUUUUCUAUCUCCAGUUCUGUCGUAAUGCACUAAUCCUGUUGCAACUUUUGCAAAGAUCUUGUAUAGAGAAUUGUCCUUUUUUUUUUUUUUUUUUUGAUGGUUGUGAUGCCACUAAUGUUGUUAACCCAACUCUGGUGCAAAUACACAUGGUUUACUGAUGUACAGAGGUGGGGUGGGGAACCUUGAGUAACUUGUCUGUGGAAACUAUGUGUUACAAAAGCCUGUAAUUCCACAAGGUAUCAAGGGAGGUAUUAAAAAGGUUUCUGUUGCCAGACUCUAACUGAUGUUGGCUGCUGCCUAGUGCCUAAUGCAGUGUCUUAUGCGUACUGGUAUUUAAGAGGAACUGUCAGCCUAGUCUUCAUCACAAACUUCAGUUUUGUGUGAUUACAAAAAAAAAUUUUAUAAAUCUA
Tinamus guttatus (white-throated tinamou) is the source of this 1742-nucleotide messenger RNA. NCBI's taxonomy places the organism in Eukaryota, Metazoa, Chordata, Aves, Tinamiformes, Tinamidae. The record is from RefSeq and is a predicted model, not a curated record.